AUGGCUGCUUGUGCCAAUGGCGAUGACAAGAGCGACAUGGAAGAGCAAGAGGAGGCUUUGGUGGCUUUGAUUGAGCACCGUACCAAAGAAGUGAACCAUCUCCGUAUGCGUUUAGCCUAUUAUGAGUCCGAGCUUGAUGAAUCUCUGAAAAAGUUGGAGGAAACACAACGUCAAUUAGCUCGCCUUCGAAGUCGAAGUUGUGAUCCAUCUACAAGAUCUGUUGGAAGAAAUGUAAGAGUCAAAAAAGAAAUAUCAAGUAGUCCUUUAAAGAUCUGUGAAGAUUCUUUUCAUAACCUUUCUGAUGAAAGUAAUGGAAGCUCAUGUGAUAGCUAUCAAGAAGCAUGUCUUAAAACUAUCAAAACCAAAUCAAAACCACUGCUUGUUAUUCCUGGUAUGAAUCCAAAAGUAUCACCAUCUUUGAAUAAGAUGACUGAAUACAACAAAGCUUCAAGUGAAAGAAAAAGUCUUGUGAAAGAAAAAGGUUAUGGACUCUUACCUAAACAGGAAGCUGUUGAGAGUCAAGCCAGAGGGACAAAAAGAAAAUUUGAGGAAAAUGAACAUACAGAUUUGAGUGAGGUGAUAUGCAGCUCUUCUUCACCAUGUAUAGUCAAUUGUGGUACAUCCAACCACAUCCCAAGUCAACAUAAGAGGAAACUGAGAAGUCUUGUCCUUUGUCCAACAAAUGAUCAACUUUUUGCUACCAGUGCUUUGGAUGCUAUUGUAAAUAUGUGGGAAAUUCAGGACAGAGGGUCACAUGCGAAUCUUCUUAGUUCAAUCAAUUGUGCAUCCAUGAAACAAAGAAGAUGGCCUGAAGAUGUUGCUUGGCAUCCAAAUGGAGGCAGUUUGAUCUCUGUGUAUAGUGCAGAUGGUGGGGACUCUCAGAUAGCAAUCUUGAACUUGAAUGAAAGACAAGAGGAAAAUGAGGUGAGAUUCUUGGAAAAUAAACCUCAUGUUAAGGGCAUUAUAAACAAUGUGAUGUUCAUGCCAUGGGACAACAAUUGUUUCAUUACUGGUGGAAGUGAUCAUGGUGUUGUUCAUUGGACUCAAAAACACAAUGAUGAUGACAACAACAACUCAUGGAAACCUAAAUUGCUACACAGAAGCAUCCAUUCUUCAGCUGUUAUGGGAGUUGCUGGCAUGCAGCAAAAACAGACAGUAGUUUCUGUUGGAGCUGAUAAGAGAAUUAUCGGGUUUGAUUUACACACUGAAAAACCAGAUUAUAAGCAUCAAAUAGAAAGCAAAUGCAUGAGUGUUGUACCAAAUCCAUGCGACUUCAACCUUUUCAUGGUUCAAACCGGGACUCCACAAAAGCAACUUAGGUUGUUUGACAUAAGGUUGAAGAAUACAGAAAUACAUGAAUUUGGUUGGAAGCAAGAAAGCAGCAUGUCUCAAUCGGCUUUAAUCAGUCAGACGUGGUCCCCGGAUGGUUUAUAUAUAACUUCAGGUUCAGCGGACCCCGUGAUUCACAUAUUUGACAUACGGUUUAAUGCUAAUCAACCCUCGCAGUCUAUCAAAGCUCACCAAAAACGUGUCUUUAAAGCUGCAUGGCAUCACUCUCUUCCUCUCCUCAUUUCCAUAUCCUCAGAUCUCAAUAUUGGAUUGCAUCAUAUCACAUAA
Lactuca virosa is the source of this 1617-nucleotide messenger RNA. The record is from the annotation of a GenBank genome assembly. Lineage: Eukaryota; Viridiplantae; Streptophyta; Magnoliopsida; Asterales; Asteraceae.